GCUGACUAUCCAAACACGCUAAAAUAUUACACACGUGAUUUUUUAAUUUUGUUUUAGUUUUCGACAAAUUUGUGUUUAAUUUUUUUGAAACCAAAGAAAAAAAACGAUGCCUUUUUUUAUUCGCAAUAAAGCUAAAUCAUUAAAAAACAAGACACGCGUCCAAAAUGGUCAUACAGGUAAUAAAAAAUUUAAAUCAUCCAAAAAAGUUCAACAAAACGAUUUAGAUGAUGAAAUUCUUAGUGACGAUCUUGAAGACGAUGAAGAUGAUAUUGUGAGUGAGAAUGAUUUAUUGGAUGAAGGUGAUGAUGAUAGCGGUCGAAGAAAAAAACGAAAAAAUGAUGAAACAAUUGAAGAUUCUGAAGAUGAAAAUGAAACUGCACAAGAGAAAAAAAUUCGUUUAGCUAAAAAAUAUCUUUCACAAUUGGAACAAUCGGAAAUAUUUGGUAACAAAAAAGAUGAUGAAGAAGAUGAAUCUGAUGAGGAUCGUUCCAAUCUUAUAUCAUCACACCUAAAGGAAUCUGUUUUAGAAAAAUUGGGCAAACUACACCGAGCUGUUGCCCAUCGUUAUAGUUCGGUUGAUUUGUCUAAAUUAAUUGUGAUGAAAAAUGGUCACAAGAAAUCCAUUACAGCUGUGGUCGUCAGUAAUGAUGGUUGUUUUGUAUUUAGUGCAUCAAAAGAUUGUAAUCUUGUAAAAUGGAAUCUUAAGAACGGUAAACGUUUACAAACUGUUCAGGGCAACCAUCGAGCCAAUCCUGAAACCUAUAACAAAGGUCAUACAGCCAGUAUACAAGCAUUAGCUUUGUCUACGGAUUUUAAAUUUUUAGCUUCUGGCUGUAAAAACAAAGUAAUUCAUAUAUGGAACCCAGAGAAUAUGGCUCAUCUUCAUACUUUUCGUGGACAUCGUGGACCGAUUACAGGUCUUGCAUUUCGACGAUCAUUUCAUCAACUGUUCAGUUGUUCUGAGGAUAGAAUGGUAAAAGUUUGGAAUUUAGAUGAAAUGGGUUAUGUUGAAAGUUUAUUUGGUCAUCAUGAUACAAUCACAUCAAUCGAUUCGUUUGUGCGUGAACGUUGCAUUACAUCGGGUGGUCGUGAUGGUACUAUUAGAUUGUGGAAAAUACCCGAAGAAUCAAAUCUCAUUUUUCUAACCGGUGGUAAGGCCACUGUUGACUUUGUCCGAUUUAUCGAUGAAUCUCAUUUCCUUUCGGCUGCUGAUGAUGGAUCAAUAUCAUUAUGGGCCAUAUUUAAAAAGAAACCUAUACAAACUGUUUCGAAUGGACACAAACCUGAACAUUGGAUUACAUCAUUAGCAUCGUUAAGAAAUACUGAUCUUUUUGCUUCAGGUUCACAUGAUGGUCGUAUUAUAUUUUGGAAAAUUAAACCUGAUUUUAAAGGUUUUGAACAAUUAUUCGAUUAUAAGGUCGAUGGAUUCAUUAAUGCAAUGGAAUUUACUACUGAUGGUCAUUAUCUGAUAGCCGCCAUAUCACAAGAACAUCGUUUAGGUAGAUGGUUUGAACGAUUUAAAAAUGUUCAUAAUGUUAUUCAUAUAAUACCACUUUCAUUCAUCGAAUCGAAUAAAUGUGAUUGAAUUUUCA
Molecule: messenger RNA, 1592 nt
Organism: Dermatophagoides pteronyssinus (European house dust mite)
Lineage: Eukaryota; Metazoa; Arthropoda; Arachnida; Sarcoptiformes; Pyroglyphidae
Gene: U3-55K
Product: U3 small nuclear riboprotein factor 55K
Cellular component (GO): small-subunit processome
Molecular function (GO): U3 snoRNA binding; protein binding
Source: RefSeq, a predicted model, not a curated record